AUGCAGUUGCAUAAUACUACGAAUACCAGGCCAUGCGGUAUUGCCCACGUCUUACCCGACCUCAGCGAGGCCUACUUGCCCCUUGAGAAGGCCGACAUUCACGCGGAUGUCAUCGACGUUUCCGCGAUUGUUACGAUCACCCAGCACUUCUGGCAGUGCUCGUCUGGCGGGCUCCAGAAGGCCAGAUAUGUCUUCCCCGUGCCUGCCCGAGCCGCUGUCUGCGGCUUCAAGAUGACGACCGAGGAUGGCACAGUCAUCGCGGCUGUCGCGAAGGAGAAGGAAGAGGCCAAACACGAACACGAGCAGGCCAUCUCUCAAGGCCGUGUGACGGGUCUUGUCGAGCACGUCGCCGAUGAUAUCUUCUCUAUCUCCCUUGGGGCGCUCCCUAGCUGCCAGAUGAUACAAGCUCACAUUACCGCAAGUUAUGUUCUCGAUCUGAUGGAUGAGGACGCCUGCGAUCAGGUUCGGAUACAGAUUCCCGUGUAUGUCGGCAUGCGUUACGGCAAGCUGCCGGAUGGGAUGAAAGGUACAUACCAGAUCCCUCCGCACCGUAUCAGUAUCUCUGCAGACGUGCGAGUGCAGGGUGCGGUGAAGAACAUCACGAGUCCCACCCACCCGGCUGUCAUCGUCUCAGACGGCAAUGCCACCCAUACGUCCCGUAACGCAAGCUACACUUCUCCCGAAUUCCUCACUCAGGAUUUUGUUUUGUCUGUCACCGCCGAUGGACUGGACGCACCCCGAUGUUUCUGCCAGAAAGCCAAGAACGGGACUACAGCUAUCCAGCUGAACAUCGUCCCGAAGUUCAACUUGCCCUCGAUUCCGAAGCAGGAGUACAUCUUCCUCGUGGACCGCAGCGGCAGCAUGAAGGGAGACAGGAUCGAGACUGCGAAGAAGACACUCGUAAUGCUCCUUCGUGCUCUGCCCAGUCAAGACACGCACCUCAACAUUUUCAGCUUUGGCACGCAGUGCAACAGCUUGUGGAAUCAGAGCGUCCCCUACGAUGAACAGACCCUCGGGGUGGCUACUCAGCAUGUCGAUGGUAUGCUUGCGGACUAUGGUGGGACGGUGAUACAAAGUGCGCUACAGCAAGUCUUUGCGUCGCGCAGGGUAGACAUUCCAACGGCCUGCUUCGUCCUCACAGAUGGUCAGGCUCAUAACAUUGACGAUACGCUCGGGGCCGUGGAUCACGCCGUGAAAGCCGCUACUUUAGACGCACCUUUGCGCGUAUUUACCCUCGGUAUCGGCGCAACUACUUCCACAGCCUUGUGCGAAGGUAUCGCUCGAGUGGGGAACGGGGUUUGCCUCAUGGCGACGGCGUCCGAGAGCAUCAUGGGGAAGUGUUCGAAACUCCUUCGCGCCAGCCGUACCUAUAUCCUGAAGAAUGUCACUCCGGAUUGGGGAGUCCGCGUGGAGGCUUAUCAUACUGGGAACAACGAACUCAAGGGCGUCCUCCAGGCGCCUGCGCAAGUGUCCUCCAUCUACCCCGGCAACCGCUUUAUCGUCUUUGCGCUGGUCGAAGACGAGAAGUUUACGCCCCCGCAAGAGGUGGUCAUUUGCGCGCAGCGCGACGGGCACGGCCAGAUCUACCGCUUCUCCAUUCCGGUGCAGACCGUCGAGCUCCCUUCCGAUUCUCAGGCUCUCAUUCCAACCCUCGCUGCCCGUCGAGCCAUCAUGGACCUCGAUGGCAGCAGCAAGGCACAGUCCUCUCCAGAUGUCAAGGUCACUAUGGUCAGACUAGGCACCGAAUACCAGCUCGCCAGCAAGUAUACCUCGUUUAUCGCUGUUGACAGGCGGACGAUGUCGGAGAUCGCGGACGAGCAGGCGUGGCUCGUGCAACGGCGGCCAGAAGCUGCGCGCGCUGUUCUUUUCUACGUAUCCUCAAGUCACGCCAGAUCUCAACGUGGCAUAGUCCUCACCUCACCUCGAGUGGUCAUGCACUGUAGGGACGCUCAACUGCAGUCGACGACUGUGGCCACAACGAAUUCAGCUACGAGUCCAGGCGCGCCAAUGCCCUCUGCGGCAGAUCGUCCACAGGAAGCCACGCCUAGCGACGACGCACCUCGCUUCACGGACUCGCGCGUGCUGUCUCUGAGCGACAUGCCGGAGUUCGCUAUAACGAUCGAGGACAAGGUGCUCGCGAUGGUCCGCCUCCAGUCCUUCGACGGGUCGUUCCGAGGCACAGACAGGCUCGAAGCCCUCAUUGGACGUCGAGUCUUGGCGGAAUGUACCCUCAGUGUUGUGUCGAAGGUGUGGGCGACGGCGCUAGCGAUCGCGUUCCUCAAGAAGCACAUGAAAGACCAGCUGGAGCUCCUUGAUGGUCUCGUAGAGAAAGCCACGGACUUCAUAUCUCGCACGUCCAACGUGGACAUCGAGACUCUUCUUGCUCAUGCCGAGACAUUCGUCCCUUAAGGCGCAUCCCUGCUCUGAAAGGAUGAUGCGUUGCUAGAAUCACUGAACUUGUAGUCAUGUGGUUAUGCAGAGCGAUUGCACGUAUGCUCUGACAACUCCUUUCAUAGUGUUUGCUGAGCUUGACUUGGCAGAGAUUGGACGGAUACGGAGCCGGUUUGUGGGACCUGUGGCUUAUUGGAUUCUUUAUUUCGCCAGACUGAUACAAUAUGCCGUGCCUCAUGUGCUCAAUCUGUCCGCAGUAUAUUACCGUUUGUGGUCCCUGAAAAGAAUGCGAUUCUAAUAGAUUGCGGCGG
Messenger RNA from Phanerochaete carnosa HHB-10118-sp, 2702 nucleotides. RefSeq lists its product as uncharacterized. NCBI's taxonomy places the organism in Eukaryota, Fungi, Basidiomycota, Agaricomycetes, Polyporales, Phanerochaetaceae. The coding region runs from base 1 to 2409 and encodes 802 amino acids. The transcript is spliced from 7 exons. The record is from RefSeq and is a predicted model, not a curated record.